Molecule: messenger RNA, 5965 nt
Organism: Erpetoichthys calabaricus (reedfish)
Lineage: Eukaryota; Metazoa; Chordata; Cladistia; Polypteriformes; Polypteridae
Gene: slc10a4
Product: solute carrier family 10 member 4
Exons: 3
Coding region: 172-1419 (415 amino acids)
Biological process (GO): bile acid and bile salt transport
Cellular component (GO): membrane
Molecular function (GO): bile acid:sodium symporter activity
Source: RefSeq, a predicted model, not a curated record
ACACCCCUCCAGCGGCUGAUGCGCCUCCCUGGCACUCUGUCUCCCUGUUGUCUCUCCAUGGCCGUGUGCGCACAGGUGCCCGUGUCCUGGUGUCUGCAGGACUUUGGAGAUGAAUGAACUGCUGUGCGGCGGUCUUUAACCUGAGAGCGUUCGUUUUCAAGCGUUUCGGCCAUGGCAAAUGUACGAGGAGUAACCAGAAGUGAUAUCUGGGUGAAUUUGACCGAUGUGUACCCUUCGUCUGCUGGAGAUGAGCCAACGCGCUAUCCCGAGGACUUCUUGGGGAGUGUGGCCGGAGAGCGGUUAACAGACAACACAGGGGGCGUUGAUGCCACUCUCUGGGCUACAGGUGCCGUCCCCGCCUCUCUAAAGGAUGAUUUUUGGGAUUCUCCCCUGAACCACUGGAUUAACGUGUUUGUCGGCUGCGUCCUCUGCUUCACCAUGCUAGGUCUGGGCUGUACAGUGGAGGUGAGCCAGUUUGGGGAGCACAUCAGGAGACCCAUUGGAGUCUUGCUGGCCCUCAUCUCUCAGUUUGUCAUUAUGCCCCUGGUGGCCUUCCUCCUGGCGCUUAUCUUCUCGCUGAACGAUGUGGCUGCUAUCGCCGUGCUCCUCUGUGGCUGCUGCCCUGGAGGGAACCUCUCCAAUAUAAUGUCUGUCUUGGUGAAUGGAGAAAUGAACCUCAGCAUUAUAAUGACAAUCUCAUCCACGGCGCUGGCUCUCUUCCUCAUGCCGCUCUGCCUGUGGCUUUACAGCCGAGCCUGGAUUAACAAACCUGUGGUGAAGCUCAUGCCCUUUGGAGCCAUCAUUCUGACCCUGUGCAGCACCCUGAUUCCUAUUGGACUGGGGGUUUUAAUCAGACACAGGUACAGCAGAGCGGCUGACAUCAUCUUGAAGAUCUCCUUGUGGUCGAUGCUGAUCACUUUGGUUCUUCUCUUCAUCCUGACCGGUUCCAUGCUUGGACCAAAGCUACUUUCCACUAUCCCUCCCUCGGUUUACAUGGUGGCAGUCCUGAUGCCCUUUGCUGGCUAUUUAUUAGGAUAUGGCCUGGCUGCCCUUUUCAAGUUGCCUCCAAACAGUCGGAGAACAGUAUCCCUAGAGACAGGUUGCCAAAAUGUUCAGCUAUGCACCGCCAUUCUAAAGCUUGCUUUCCCACCUCAUAUUAUAGGCAGCAUCUACAUGUUUCCACUGCUUUAUGCCCUCUUUCAGGCAGCCGAGGCAGGCCUCUUUGUCCUAGGGUACAAGGUAUAUCGGCGAGAUGUCCUUCAUAAGCAGGAAGAACCCGACGAGGAUGAGGACACAGAUAUCACUUAUAAAAAGCUAAAGGAGGAGGAGAUUUUGGGGGAUGCUGCUUACGGUUCAGUGACUGUGUGUGAGCACAACUUUGGCAGCAGUGAAGCGAGACAGAAUGAAACACAAAUGUAGUGUCUAGCGGCAGGCCGCAGGCUGAAUGGUGCAUUACUGGACCAUUACCACAGAUGCUGCUACUCACAGAUAAAAUCUCAGCACACUCAAGGGUUCCUUCAUCUUACUGUGAUUGUCACUGAUUCAGUUUCAUGAGCUUCAGUGAGACCAUGGCUUUUAUCAUUAGUCACAGGUCAAAUACUGGUAUUAUGAAAUGCUGUUGCUAAUGCCUUAGAGUGUAACUGUGUAGUUUUUGCAUCAUGAGUGCACACAUUGUGUCUGUCACACAUGCAGAGGACAAAAAAGGCCCUUCUGACUGAAUCCACAGGCCUUUCAUUCAUUCAUUCAUGUUUAAAGUGCCAGAAGCAUUUUACUGACUAUCUAAAUCCGACCAUCAUUUGUGCCCUUCGUCCCAGACGUAGCCCUAUGUGUAACAUGUUGUUGUCUGAUAAACCUCGACUAAACACAGGACAGGAAAAUGACUGCCUUAAAGGUGUCAUGGAAAUACCAAUGGAAUAGUUCCACUUUUGUUCUGAUACAUAUAAGUUCAGCUCUUACUUGAUAUUUAAAAACAUAAUCUGUGUUUUUUUUACAAUGUAAUUGGAGAUGUGAAAUAUUCACAAUAAUUAUUAUGUUUGGUUUUUUUACUGGUGAGUUAAAAAGAAAUUGGGAAAUGACGUCUGCUGAAAACAUUAUCUUUGAAAUAUUUUGGAGUCAUACUGUAAAACAAUACUUAAUUAUUACCCAGCACUGAAAGUUUACUAAAACUAAUAAUUUCAUAAUCUUUCAGAAUAUACUGAAUGGCAGAAAUGUCAUAGCUUCAUGUUCAUACAAGAAAAAAGUCUGAUGUGGCUAGCACGUAACUUUCUGCAUAUUUACAACAUGAACUUCCAAAAUAUAUGGAAGAUGCAAUUCCAUUAGUGUACUUGAAAAGUUUGAACUGUAAACAUUCAAAGUCUGACCUUUGGAGUGAAAUCAAAAUUCACAAAAGUCUUUCUUAAAUUCAUAUGCCCAGCUCUUUGAACAUCUGAGCAGUGCUCUUGUUGUUGCUGGUAUCAGCUGUAUGAACUUUGAACUUUAAGAACUAGAAACUUGAAUAGUCGGAGUUCACUGAAAACCUGUUUAGUUCUUAAUAUUAACAAGUGCAAGUCCACAAAAUGUCACAAGAAUCAGUCCAUUCAUUUCAACAGUGUUCAGAAAAUCUUUAUCAUGCACGCAAACACACAGUCAAUGAUAUUUCCCAAAAUGCUCAACAUAGUAUAGGAACAGCAGAACAUGUUUCUCUGUUGAAAACAUUAAGUUGACUUUUUCAUGAAAACAAGUCCUCCAAUAUGAAAUAUGGAAAAAGUAAAAAAAAAAAAAAACAAUGAAGAAUUAAUGUAAUGAAACAGAUCAAAUAUUUGCUGUGCAUAUCAAUUUAUUAAGUUUACUUUUAUUUAUUAUUUUUUGACCUACCAUACAUAUUUCAAAAUGUAGGCUGUCCUGGCAAGAUCAGGAACAGGGCAGCAACUAAACAUAUUUGGGCACUAGUCCAUUAUAAUAAACAUUUAAACUCAGUUAUACUGGGUCAGAUUGCAGUCACCAGUUAACCUAAACCACAUAUCCAUGGGUCACAGGGAGGACAUGCUAACUCCACAGAGAUUGUAAACAUUCAGAGUGGUGGCUCUGAGGCUAGGGAUCUGCACUGCCAAUCGGAAGGUUGCCGGUUCGAAUCCCGUAAAUGCCAAAAGGGACUCUGCUCUGUUGGACCCUUGAGCAAGGCCCUUAACCUGCAAUAGCUGAGCGCUUUGAGUAGUGUGAAAAGCACUAUAUAAAUGCAAAGAAUUAUUAUUAUUAUGAAAUUUGAUCCUAGGAACUUUAAAGCUGAGAGGAAGCAGUGCUAACAACUAUAUAACCACAACGGCCAAAUUCACUUUGGUAAUUCAGAUAUCAAUUCAUGUAAGAAAAUUUAAAUACCACACACUAUGUUUUCAAAAAAAACUGCCUGAAAGGAGACAAAGGUUAGUUGUGGAUUUAUGAGUUUAAAAAAGUAUAUUAGUGUUUCAGUCUUCAUAAAUAUGUAUCUUUUACCCAAGUGAUAUUCAAAUCAAGAAUAAUUUCUUUAAGCCACAGUCAAUUGAAAUUCUUGUCUUAAUUAGUCAUUGUUUUAAUACACGUAACAUUGGAUUAUUAUUAUUGCCUAUAACAUAUUCUUAUGUAUUGUUUUUUUAUGGUUUGUAAGGUGCGAUUGACACAAGUGCUGUUGUUUCAUGUAACUAGUGUAACUAACUUUUGACAUCAAACAAAAGGGACGUUCACCUUGUGGACAGAGGGAUUCAUUUCAGUACUCACAGGUGUAUAUGUUGGUACUGCUGCCCACCACACCAAACUUAUCGAACAUCAUUACUCAUCUUAUAUGGUUGUCUGACAACACUCCUUCCUAACGCUGCAAUACACGUGUCUAUAAUUAUUAUCCAGUAGCUCAACAAUUAACCAUACAUUCAGUAUAUGCUGCAAAUAAAUAUAUCCUCAAACCUACUGACCCCCAAUUUGGGGCCAUAAACAGCUGAACAUAUCACAGCAGCACUGGAUGCAAGGCAGAAAGCUGCCCUGGACAAGGUGCAAGUGCAUCAUAGAAAUCAGUAAUUGUUUCUGUUAGAAAAUGUUAGGACGUAAAGCAAUAUAAAUGGAGAACUUGCCUGUAUGUUAACUACUAGUGAUACACUUUGUUUUACCUAUGUUGAAGAAAAAAAGUAAAAGCUGCUGGUUCAUCAUGACUCCUGUGCAAAUCAAAGAAAAGAUAGACUUGUGUUGAAAGGAAGAAGGUCUUUGUAUUUGAAUAGGGCUUUUUUGCUAAGAAAUGUAAAAUGGACAUACAAACCAUUCUUAAGAUCACUGAGUUUUAGUACAUUUUAUUUCAUAUUGAAAAAGAAUGUUGUGAGUCAAAAAUAUAAACUAUUAAAAUCUAUGCAACUGAUAUAAAAACAUUCAUCCAUUUUCUAAACCUGCAUAUCCAGAGCAAUUGCAGUUGUUGAGUGCGACAUGCUCUCUAACUUGGAGUUUUGUCAUGUGCCAUCAGUCUUGGAUUGACUGGUGAUUCCAAAUUGGCAAUACUUGAGACCAUCUGCAUGUAUAAGUGAACCCUGAGAUGGACUAGCUGUCUCCUUCAUUGGUUACUGCCUUGCAACUGACACUGCUAGAAUAUGCCCUGGUCCCCACAACCCUGAUUUGGCCCAGGUAGGUUAUGAAAUAUUAUCUUCUCUUUCCCAUCACAGAUGCCACCGACUUGGAAGUAUUUGCUUCCUUUGUGCUGCCUCACACAGUCAGUCUGUUAAUUCCAGUGUGAAUCACCUUUUAAAGUAAACAUCCAAGCAAACAGUGAAACUUAAAAAAAAUGGUGGAAAACAUUAUCAACCUUAAGGGCUGGAACUAAAUGUCCUAGCAGUGUGCUGCUAAUUGUAAAGAAUACUCUUAAAAUCCAUCUUAAACUUUUAUUAUAUUCAAAAGUGUUUCAGUAUUGUAGAAUUAUUUGUUUUGGAUGAGAUGUGUGAAAAAUGUUCUACAGCAAGUAAAAACACAGCAGAUGCUUGUCAGAAUCUACAUGUGGAAAUUGGAAAUGGAAGGAAGCCAGUGGCUGACGUUUUACAGUAGUACUGGAGAGAACCAAUUUCAAAAAAUGGAUGAACCUGAUGGUAGACAGAGGUCUGCUCUGCAAAUACACUGAGUGAUGACACAGUAGGGUGAGUGGACAAUUGAGUCUGAAUGAAAUAUUGGUGUGUGAAUGGUUGGAUGAAAACUUGCUUUUGAGUUGCUGUACUUGUAAUGUGUCCUUCACUCUCUGUGAAUUCCCCUAGUCAUGUGUAUGCAAAAUGCGAUGUAGUGGAAAACACACAAACGUGUAACAACAUUGACAGAAUGACAGCUGCAUAAUAUGGAUCUGACUCGUGCAAAUCUGUCUGCUGGCUGAACAAUUUGGAGGAUGGGCAGAACACCUAGCAGCCAUGUGAUGAAAUAUUCAUUUAGGCAGCACUGACCUCCAAAACAGGGAAGUACCUGAAGAGAGACCCUUUUUCUAUUCUGGGGACUUACACAAUUGUGCUGUCUUUAAUCACUGAGAGUUUAAAUUGGAAUUCUACAUUAAAUGAUAAGCUCUUCAUGUGUUUAUUCAAUAAAAAAAAAAGUAAUGGUGGAUGCCCUACUGUCUCUUGGUGUUCAUUAAGAGAUGAAUAUGGUAGUUCUUGCUUGUAGUUCAUCAAAGUUCAUGGGAAAGGUUGCCGCCUUUUGAAUGGGUGAAGGCUGGGAUAAAGAUAAGAUUAGAUUAUAUGAGAAGUAUUUAUUGUCAUUAUACCAUGUAUAAUGAAAUUACAGAGCAGGUACUCCAUCAGAGGCAAUGAAAAAAAUAAAGAAAUGCUAAAUAAAAAGAAUAUAAUGAAAGUGGGAGCAAAACUGUGAGCAAGGUGAGCAAAGAGAAUUCAUUGAUUCCAGGAGGGUUAUUGGAACUGAGCAAAUUCCCACUGUCAACUACAGCUAAUAUACCCAUGAGUCAACAGCAUUAACCCUAACAGGACUCAAAACUACGGAGCAUGAA